AACAGAAAAUGUAUCCUAAAAUACUAAACAAUGUAUUUCAAGUGUUAAACAAAAGAGUUUUGUUCUUUGGAAGGAACAGUGGGAUACACGGAUUAAAAUAUUUAUUUCGACAUGAUUCCUUUAUAGCCUUCAGGUUGUUCUGGAUAGUAAUCCUGGUCAUCUCAAGCGGGUGUUUAUACCUUCUUCUGGUGGUAGUAGAGCGCGGGGACCAGGUGAACUUUACCCCGGACACACGCUAUCUGCAGUGGGCGACGGUGUUCCCCGCCGUGACGGUCUGCGAGAGCUACAGCCUGAAGCCCGCUCAGAGGAAGUUCGCGGCUCUGUACCCGGAAUUGAUGGGACCGUUAAACUUCGAUGUUAAGAAGUAUCUCACGGAGUUGCUAUACGGCCGUGGCACUUGUGGCAAGUCGUACUGUGUGCCGUGCGGCACUCUGGUGCCUUGCGAUGUGCCGUGGAGGGACGUCAUGGAGAACGUUAGGCAGAAAUGUACUGAUAUGAUUACGGACUGUCGCUUCAACGGCGAAAAAUUUCCUUGCUGCGAAAAGUUUCGUUUGGUCGACUCAGAGUACGGAUAUUGCUUUUCUUUCAACACCUUACAGAGCGAGAGCUCUCGUGACGAGCCGCUGUAUGCUGUGAAUAGGUCGACUGGACCAGGAAUUUUAACAUAUCGCCUUUUGUAUGAAGCCUAUAUCUCUGUGCACAGUCCAGAAGAGCUUUCAACAAACAACCUGGAUUUUAAGUUCAAAUUCGACGUAAAAGCUAGAUCAGAGAACCGAGUACAAUUCCUUUUCUCCAUGGUAGAGAUGGAGAACGACCCCAUGUUGCUGGCUGAGGGUAUCGACGUCAGACAUUGCAGAAACCUUGAAGAAGUACCUGAAAGAAAGUUGCAUACCUAUCCGGUAUAUUCUUACGGCGCUUGUCGUUUAGCGCAAGAGACAGAGCAUUUUUACGAACAUUGUGGAUGCAUUCAUCCUGCCCGUCACACUUCUUAUGAAACUAAGUACUGUAACUAUACAGGACUGAAUUGUGUAGUUGACGUUGAAGUCCAAAAACAAAAGUUGGGUGCUGACAAACAUGACAAUCAUGAUAAGACUUGUCUACCCUCCUGUGUUGAGAGUGAACUUACUACCAUACACAUUUCUAGGAAUUGGGUGAAUGAAGAAUACCAGGGUGCUUUGGUUAGUAUCCGCAUGGCGUCGCUGCCUACCCUGCGUUAUACGAGGAACCUGGUCCGGACCAAUUUGGAUUUUGUUGUGUCCAUAGGAGGUAUGGUCAGCCUGUUCACCGGUGCGUCGAUUUUAAGUAUUGUAGAAGUACUUUACCUCGUUUUUAGAUCUCCCAGAAGGAUGUAAAAAGUUAGGCGAAUUUUAU
This is a messenger RNA of Ostrinia furnacalis (Asian corn borer), 1371 nucleotides long. Its product is annotated as sodium channel protein Nach-like. Bases 9 to 1352 code for a protein of 447 amino acids. Gene Ontology annotation, cellular component: plasma membrane. The transcript has 11 exons. NCBI's taxonomy places the organism in Eukaryota, Metazoa, Arthropoda, Insecta, Lepidoptera, Crambidae. The record is from RefSeq and is a predicted model, not a curated record. Gene Ontology annotation, biological process: sodium ion transmembrane transport. Gene Ontology annotation, molecular function: ligand-gated sodium channel activity.